AUGUCUGAAGUCCAGAAGCCCAUCGAGGAGACGCCCGCCGUCGUCCCAGAGACCGUCACCGCCGUCACUGUCCCCGCUACCGAGACGCCCGCAGCCACCGAGCCCGCGGCCGCUGCUACAACCACUGAGGAGCCCGUCAAGGUCGCCGAAGAGACUCCUGCCGCUGCUGAGGAGCCGGCCAAGGAGGAGACCGCUGCUAAGGAGGUCGUCCCAGCCACCGACGGCCAGCUCGGAUACAAGGCCCCAGGUCUCGUCAAGAGCUUCCGCUUCGUCAAGAGACACUUCUGGUUCAGCGACGAGGCCGUCGAGAGCAAGCAGCUCACCUCGUACUUCCAGAAUGAAAAGCUCAGCACUGCUCACCCCAACGCUGCCUGGGCCAGCCAGACCGGCAAGGGCCUGCUCUUCUUUGCCAAGCGUGCCGAAGACAAGGCCACUCCUGCCGGCAUCAUCAACUUGGUAUGUUAUCUUCCCAUCACAUCAAAAUCAAAAAAGAAGCAAAAAGAAUCAAAAAGAACCGGGCAAAAUACGAGAGCAAAAAGAACGGGGCAAAAUAUACAAAAACAAGGGGCUAAAGGGGUCAUGUAA
Molecule: messenger RNA, 585 nt
Organism: Nannizzia gypsea CBS 118893
Lineage: Eukaryota; Fungi; Ascomycota; Eurotiomycetes; Onygenales; Arthrodermataceae
Exons: 2
Coding region: 1-585 (194 amino acids)
Source: RefSeq, a predicted model, not a curated record